Molecule: messenger RNA, 612 nt
Organism: Blepharisma stoltei
Lineage: Eukaryota; Ciliophora; Heterotrichea; Heterotrichida; Blepharismidae
Source: the annotation of a GenBank genome assembly
AUGGAAAGAUCAAGCAAUGACUUCGACUAUAUGUUUAAGCUUCUUAUUCUCGGAGACUCAGGCGUAGGUAAAAGUUGUAUUUUGCUGCGAUUUGUUGAUAUAAGUUUUGCUCCAAACCACAUCGCUACAAUAGGAAUCGACUACAAAAUCAAAGUCAUAAACGUUAAUGGGAGCAGGGUAAAGCUACAAAUCUGAGAUACAGCAGGUCAGGACAGGUUUAGGACAAUAACAAAGACAUAUUACGCAGGAGCUAUGGGGAUAGUCCUCUGUUAUGACUGCACCAGCCAAGAAUCGUUCAAUAAUGUCAAAAACUGGGUUGAUCAGAUCUAUCAGCAUGCUAAUCAGCAUGUCGCCUUAGUACUCAUAGGCAAUAAAUCCGAUAUGGAAGACAUCGUUGUCCCACCUGAAGAAGGUGAAAGACUUGCCAGAGAACUCGGAAUCUCUUUUUUCCCCACAAGUGCCAAAUCAGGCAAUAACAUUACAGAAGUUUUCGACCACCUUGCAAAAGAAAUCCUCGAUAAAAAGCUAUAUGAAAUCAUAGGAAACGUUGCCAAUGUAAGAGUCCAAAAUAAUAAACAGAAAAAAAAGAAAGGCUGCUGUAACAAAGGUUAA